Molecule: messenger RNA, 4688 nt
Organism: Lingula anatina
Lineage: Eukaryota; Metazoa; Brachiopoda; Lingulata; Lingulida; Lingulidae
Product: cadherin-23
Biological process (GO): homophilic cell-cell adhesion; cell migration; multicellular organism development
Cellular component (GO): catenin complex; plasma membrane
Molecular function (GO): cadherin binding; beta-catenin binding; calcium ion binding
Source: RefSeq, a predicted model, not a curated record
GACCAGUAUGGCUGGAACUCAAAUAUUAGUACCAUUGUGAUAAAUGUGGAAGACAUAGGUGACCAGCCUCCCAUUUUUGAGAAGCCUACAUAUGCUGCUACAAUCCCUGAAGACACCCCAGUGGGCACAGAAGUUUUGAGAGUAUUUGCGCAGGAUGGAGACAGAGGCUUGGCCAUCAAAAAUAAGAUAUGCUACAGUUUUGUGAAUGGGUCAGCCCUGACUUCUUCUUAUGAAGACUUCAGGAUAGGGAGGAGCAAUGGCAGUAUACUUAUAGGCAGAAAGUUAGACAGGGACAAGCCAGAUGUUAUUCAAAAGGGGGGAGUGUUUCAGCUCACAGUGAAGGCUCAAGAAUAUGAUCCAACCAAUGAUUGCAGCAGCAUCAAUAGUACUAUAGAUGGCACCGAGGCAACCCUUUACAUCACAGUACAAGAUGUCAAUGAUGAGACACCAACAUUUGGACAAAGUGUUUACUAUGCUACUGUGGAGGAACAGUUGAAGGGGAUCCCGAUUACAUUAAAUAACUCUGAUAUCACAGUGACAGACCUGGAUUUGGGAGACAAUGGUACCUUUGAACUUUAUGUCACCAAAAAUGGACAGAAUUACUCUGCUUUCUCCGUCACCCCGCGCCGCUCAGUGAAUGAAGCCAUUGUCAUUGUGCGAGUGGAGAAUGCAACAGCCGUGGACUUUGAGAAGACGAGGAGCGUGACAUUCCAGAUUGUUGCCAAGGAAACUCAAACAGCUGAACGUAGGACGAGUAAUGCCACCAUAGUGUUAACAGUGUUGGAUAGAAAUGACAACCCCCCAGUGUUUGCCGACCCUGAGCACAUAGCAUUUAUCCUGGAGAAUUCUCCAAAUGGCACCCAUGUGAUAACAAUUACUGCCACUGAUGAAGACACCGCCAGUAAUUUUUCAGACAUCACUUAUAGUUUACAGGGUGGAAGCAACAGUUUUGCAAUCAACUCCACCUCUGGCAUGGUCUAUGUGUCUUGUGGGUCUCCAAAAGAGUGUCAAAAGCAACUUGACUUUGAGAAGACCAGCAUAUAUUAUAUGACCGUUGAGGCCACUGAUGGCCGCGGACUUAAAGGUACAACACAGCUCGAAGUUGUCCUGAACGACACCAAUGAUAACACGCCCAGCUUUACUCAGAACAAAUACUCUGGUGUGGUCAAAGAAAACUCAACAACUUUUGAAAGGGAGAUUCAAGUCCAGGCCACAGAUGAAGAUUCUGGACUGAAUGGGAAAGUGUACUACAACAUCACAGGUGGCGACCCCCUGAGGAACUUUACUAUUAACACGACCACAGGGAUCAUCAGCCUGGCCAGCCCCCUGAACUACGAGGCUAUGCCCAGGAACUCUGACGGCUGGUUCCAUUUAAAUGUGACGGCCACUGACUGGGGCUCCCCACCUCUCAGUGAUAUGGUACAGGUGGACAUAGAAGUGGUGGAUGAAAAUGAUAACGACCCAGUGUUUGUGAAUAAGAGUUACACAGCUGAAAUAUAUGAGAAUGCAACAACAGGUGACACUGUAUUACAAGUCAAUGCAACAGAUCUUGAUAAACCUGGUGAUCCUAACAGUAUCAUCAUCUACCGCAUAGAGAGUGGGGGAAUGGACAAGUUUAGGAUAGAGCCCAACUCUGGGAAAAUCAAAGUGGAGAAAGGGGCCAGGUUUGACCGGGAGACUCUGGAUGUGUACAACCUCACAGUCCUUGCACUGGAUAGGGGAACCCCGCAGCGAAGUGCGUCCUGCAGCGCCAUAGUUCACAUACUAGAUGUCAAUGAUGAACCGCCACUUUUCCCCAUGCCAGAAGCCCGGGCAGAAGUUUCAGAAAAUGCAUCCAUUGGACAUAUUGUGUACACAUACAAUGCAUCAGACCUAGACAAGAAUUCCUAUUUAAGAUAUUCUUUACUGGAAUCGUCUAACUAUCAGAGCUGGUUUGGCAUCCACAGCAACAAUGGCUCUGUGUAUGUGAAAAACACAUUAAACCGGGAAAAUCAGAGCGAUGUCACCCUGACUGUCAGAGUAGAGGACCAGAAUGCAUUUCACCCCAGACCUCAGACAGCCACAGCCACUUUAGUGAUAACACUUAUGGACUAUAAUGACAAUGCUCCAGAGUUUAUUGAGUCCCCCCCAGCAAACUUUACCAAGAAUAUGACUCAGAAUAUGACAGUGCAGUAUAUGUACACUGUCCAGGUCAACGAGAGCGCCACCACAGGGCAACAGGGGAGCAGGGUUGUUACUCUGAAGGCCAAGGACGCAGAUCAAGGACAGCGAGUUAACUUCACCAUAGUCAACAACACAGACAAGUUUGAAGUCAAUCCACUUACUGGUGAUGUUACUCUGAAAAUACCACUGGACAGAGAGCAGCGUCCAGAGGAACAAUUUCAAGCCAUUGCUGUUGAUAUCCCGUCAAGUAACACAGGACCCCCUCUGACCAGUACUGCUACUGUGGUUGUUAUUGUUAUGGAUACUAAUGACAAUGACCCUGUAUGGGUUAGUGAUAUGCCAUCGUCUGCCAGCGUCCCAGAGAAUGCCACUGUCAACACCCCAGUGCUGACUGUCAAUGCCACUGAUCUCGAUGACGGUGACUAUGGGAACGUGACUUAUAUCAUCGAGAGUGGCGAUAAUGGCAAGUUUAGGAUUGAUCGUAACACUGGUGUUAUAACAGUAGCAGGCCAGCUGGACAGAGAAAACAAGAGCACAUUUUCUCUCAAUAUUGAAGCCAGGGACAAUCUGGGUCAUGCACCAAGCAGAAAAAUUCAAACCCAGAUCACAGUGCACAUAACAGACAUCAAUGAUGAGAACCCAAAAUUCAGUCAAAAAUCAUAUUCUUUCCUAGUAGAAGAGGACAAAGGUGAGAGCUAUGUUAUAGCAACCAUCACAGCCAAUGACAGGGAUCAGGCUGGGACAGACAAUUCCAGAUUGACCUAUACUGUUGUCCCAGACUCGGGCAAUGGAACUGAACUGUUUGCCAUCAAUAACACAACUGGUGCUGUCCAUCCUAAAGCAGUUCUGAAUGGUAAACAAGGCUUCUUCUACAUGACAAUACUGGCCACAGAUCAUGGCUCUAUACCUCUGAAUAACAGCACUGAGGUGGAGAUAGAAGUUACUGAUAUCAAUGACCAUAAACCAAAAUUUCCAUGGAAAUCCAUAACCAUCAGUGUUAAUGAGAGUUUCCCUGUCGAUGGAAAUAUCACCACAGUUAAGGCUACUGACCUUGACCUUGGAGAAAAUGGCCGUGUCAGCUACCGUCUGCUUAAUAACUCUGUAAGCUAUCAGGAAAGCUAUGAAACCUUUAAAAUUGACCCAGAAACUGGGGUAUUACGAACAAAAAAGGAGCUGGACAGAGAGACAGUGAAUCAGUAUACAGUCCGAGUAGAGGCAUAUGAUCAUGCUCCAUUAGGGAAGGCAUUGUCCUCUCAGGUGGAUGUGAUUAUACUCAUCCUUGACAUUAAUGAUCAUGAGCCUACCUUUGACCGUGAAAAGUAUCCCAUGCCUUCCAUUACUAAAUAUGUGGAAGAAAAUAAAAAGGGUGCCAGGGUUUUCAGUAAUCUGAAGGCAGACGAUGAAGAUGUAGCUGCAGUAAUCUGUUAUUGGAUUGUAGAGGGAAACAAGACACUUUUUGAGGUAAAUUAUACCAAUUCCAAGGCCAACAUCAGCUUAAAAACAAAUAUGUCCCUUGACCGUGAAAAGACAGCAAGGUACACACUGGUUGUGGAAGCCAGUAACGACUGCGCUAAUGAACCAACCACUAAGAACAAAGAUGCUCAGGUUGUUAUUGAGGUCCAGGUUCAAGAUGUCAAUGACAACCCACCCACGUUUAAUAAGCACCUCUUCACCGCCGGCAUCACUAAAGAAGUGGAGCCCCCUGCUACAAUAUUAGAGCUGAAGAAUGAAGUGGUGGACCGUGACAUAGGCAACAACAGCCGUGUCCAGUUUUACAUGGUGCCUGGCAGUAUGAACAUCAGUAGUGAUCUGAAACAGAAGAUAGGCAGCAAAAACCCUUUCCUGGUGGACCUCAGUGGCAAUGUCAAGUCUGACAUGUACUUUGAGAGUGACAUGUUCGGCUAUGUCGACUUCUUUGUAUAUGUCAAUGAUUCUGGAGGGUACAAUGACAAGGCCAAAGUAUCGAUUUAUUUGAUAGGUUCCAGUCAACAGAUCAAGAUUGUUUUACCUGGUACUCCAGAUGAGGUCAGACUGAAGAAGAGAGAACUUGAAGAAUAUCUCUCCAACAUCACAGGAGCUAUCAUUAAUGUGGACAAGUUUGUAGAACAUGACCCUACAGGGAGUAGUAGUAGUAACCUCAAAAUAGAUAGAACUGAUGUUUAUGUCCAUGCUAUACAAAGAGACACAAAACAAGUCCUAUCAUCUGAUGCUUUGGUGGGUGUACUAGAAGCAAAUUUGGACCAGUUGACUGCAUUUUAUAAAAGAUUUGGCGUUCAUGAAGUCACUAAAAUCACCCCUGAGGAACCACCUGUGGAGGGUCUGGCUGAGCCGUUGAGGAUGGCUCUCCUGAUCACAGCACUGGUACUGCUGCUGCUGCUGCUUAUCUUGAUAGGAAUGUUCUUCACUGCCAGGAGGAAAUACAAGAGGAAGCUCAAAGCUGCCACAGCAUAUGCUUACAAUACAAAUGACAAUGGUUUAAACCAUGUGGAUCUUGUACCUGGGACCAAUUUACACACAUUUGAAGG